AUGGGUUUCUUCAACGACACCAAGGGCGACGACAUCGAGCACGGCUCUGAGCUCAAGCCCGACGACUCGACCAACAUCCAGGGUCAGACUGAUGCCGUCUUUGGUGAGGUGGUUGAGGGAGGCCCCAACUACCGCAACGUCAGCUGGAUAGGCUCCUCGAUCUUGAUGAUGAAGACCCAGAUCGGUCUUGGUGUGCUAUCCAUUCCCGCAGCCUUCGACACACUCGGACUCAUCCCGGGCGUCAUUUCUCUGCUUGCCAUUGGAUUCAUCACCCUGUGGUCUGGCUACAUGGUUGGCGUGUUCAAGGUCAAUCACCCCGAAGUUUACGGCAUCGAAGAUGUGGGGUGGAAGAUCUUUGGCCGCAGUGGCCGUGAGAUUCUGGGUCUCGGGUUCGCGUUAUUCUGGACGUGCGUUGCGGGGUCCGGUAUGCUGGGUAUCUCCAUCGCCCUCAACUCACUUUCUGAGCAUGGUGCUUGCACGGCCAUCUUCGUGGCCGUUGCCUGUAUCGCCGGCUUCGGUAUGGCUUCUAUCCAGACGCUGAGCAAAAUCUCUUGGAUUGCCUGGGUUGGUCUGGCUGGUAUCCUCUCAGCAAUCAUUACCCUUACCGUUUCCGUGAGCGUCCAGGAUCGUCCCUCUGCGGCCCCCCAGUUUGGUCCCUGGGAGUCUGACUUUGAGCUGUUCAAGUCGCCCACUUUCGCUGAGGCCGCAGCAGCCCUCUCUUCGUUGGUGUUUGCCUAUGCCGGUACGCCGGCAUACUUCAACAUUGUCUCUGAGAUGAAGGACCAUAAGGAGUACUUCAAGGCCCUCUCCCUCUGCCAGUUUGUCAUGACAGCUCUGUACGUCGCGAUUGGCGUGGUUGUGUACUACUACUGCGGCUCCUAUGUUGCAUCGCCCGCGCUCGGAUCUGCGGGUGUAUUGAUGAAGAAGGUGUGCUACGGUUUGGCGCUUCCCGGUCUUCUCGCGUCGGUGGUCUUGGUCACUCACAUCACCGCAAAGUACUUUUUCAUCCGCAUGCUCCGUGGCACCCAACAUCUCAACCACAACACCGCCAGGCACUGGAUUACUUGGUUCGGACUCACUGCCGCCGUCUCCAUCACUGCGUACAUCAUCGCCUCCGCGAUCCCCGUCUUUGGCGGCCUCGUGUCUCUGAUCGGUGCGCUGCUCGGUACUCUGAUGUGCUUCCAGCCCAUGGGCUGCAUGUGGCUGUACGACAACUGGAGCCGCAGCGACCGCAACUGGCGCUGGAAGGCGAUGGUCGCGUGGUCCGUUUUCGUCAUUGUGUCCGGUACCUUCCUCCUCAUCGGCGGCACGUACGGAUCCAUUGUCGGUAUCAUCGACAGCUACAACAAGGACGGCGGCACCGCUGCCUGGACGUGCGCAGACAACUCCAACUCCACUUAG
Ascochyta rabiei is the source of this 1401-nucleotide messenger RNA. RefSeq lists its product as uncharacterized. Gene Ontology annotation, biological process: amino acid transmembrane transport. Gene Ontology annotation, cellular component: vacuolar membrane. The record is from RefSeq and is a predicted model, not a curated record. Bases 1 to 1401 code for a protein of 466 amino acids. Gene Ontology annotation, molecular function: amino acid transmembrane transporter activity. The transcript is spliced from 5 exons. Lineage: Eukaryota; Fungi; Ascomycota; Dothideomycetes; Pleosporales; Didymellaceae.